Colletotrichum scovillei is the source of this 1866-nucleotide messenger RNA. RefSeq names its product Ulp1 protease family protein. The transcript is spliced from 2 exons. Gene Ontology annotation, molecular function: deSUMOylase activity. NCBI's taxonomy places the organism in Eukaryota, Fungi, Ascomycota, Sordariomycetes, Glomerellales, Glomerellaceae. The record is from RefSeq and is a predicted model, not a curated record. The coding region runs from base 1 to 1866 and encodes 621 amino acids. Gene Ontology annotation, cellular component: nucleus. Gene Ontology annotation, biological process: protein desumoylation.
AUGGACUACACUUUCAGCCUUGAAGAAAACUUUGCCAUUACCGUGGCUCAGCGCUUAUUCGAGCAUUUCCCUGAAGAAUGCAAUCCUGUGCUGGUUGAGGCUGGCGUCUCACGCCGCAUUAUCAAAGGACUCAGCGCUGACUUAGCCGCUCUGGCUAGUCGAAAGCCAAUGCCUGGACUCGUUCAACGGGCUGGUAUAGUUGGAAAGGUCAUGAAAUUUUUUCGAGGGCGUGAAAGCUUCGGCAUCGAGGUAUCCGAGGACCCGAUCUCGAGGAUCGACAUCGCAAUGCCCGGUAGCUUUCCAGAUAUCCAAACCAACGACGAAGUUUCGGAUGAGGCGGAACCUUCCAUCAAGGCCCCAGAUGAACGACAGAUCCUGCCCGCCCAGGAAAUCACAAAGCCAGGAAGUUACUACCCUCCUGCAAGAACUACGGAAGCGUACACGUUUGUCAAAGACCAACUGGCCGACAUCGCAUCCCAACGCAGAGCUACGUACAAGAAUGCACCCUCAGGCAUUGUAUCAGACGACUUGGCCUGCAAACCAAGCCCCAUCUCUGCCCUCAAAAGAGACAACCAUUCACCUGCUUCACUGAAGCGACUCCAGAAGUCGAGAGGCCUCAAAAGGGUGCAUUUCUCACCAUCCGCCAAGCAAUCUACCCCUUCACCGGCGAAAUCAAGGGGCUUCCUCAGCCGAAUUUUCGGCUCUCCUACCGUUUCCGGAUCACCACUGGGACGACACGUUAUUGAUGCCAGCCCUCUGAGCGAUUCUCAGGUUGACGGCUCGUCAGACGGCCCUCACACUACGAUGCCGAAUCGACAUUCAGACGCCACUCCAGAACCUGGCGAUGUAUUAGAAGAGAGCGAUAGCGAGCAAAUCGCGGCUCGCUGUCACCCCCAAUUGCUGGAGCAUCUCAACAAAUCCUUGAAUGGCCUUGAAGCUAAGGGAUUCUUCGCCAAGGAUGAACCGCAAGACUUAUCAUCCAGCCCAUCCAGCCCACUUACACCUCCGACCCUGGCAGGUCUAACCAUCUCGGAUGACAAAGAAGAGGAGCUUGAAGAUCUCUCUCUCGCCCUGCAGCUAUUGCUUGAUGUCGACGAGGCACGCCGAAGAGAAGAAGAGGAGAAGAAAGCUAGACAGGCAAGAGAGGAGAGAUUGUUGAAGACGGGUGGACUUCGCGCUCCUCAGAGACCUUUAGUCACAUCAUUACCUGCUGAAUGGGUUGAGAAGGUGCAAGCCACGAUGCAAGCCAAUCCCUCGCUGACACUCGCGACGACGGCUGAAAGCGUUCCCCUCAAGAAGCACGACUUCGCCAUGGUAGUUCCACCAACUGUGUGGCUCAACGACGAGAUUGUCAAUGGCGCAUUGCAAUGGCUGGAUCGAUACGUCAAUGUGGCUGCAGGCGCCGUAGAUGAGAAUGGUGUUCAAAACACCGAACGAGCACUUCGCCGUUACGGAAUCAACAAGAACAACUUUCUCAAUCUGGAGACGAUCCUCAUGCCAAUCUGUAAGAACAACCAUUGGACAUUGCUCGUCAUCCGGCCCAAGAAGCGAACCGUAUCGCAUAUGGAUUCCUUCAACCCUGCGGGCUCAUCCACGCAUACUACUAGAGCCUUGAACUGGGUCCAGGCCUUCCUGGGCGGCGACUACAAGGCAAGCGAAUGGAAAGUUGUCAUUCAUGAGGCUCCUAUUCAGACCAAUGGGUACGACUGUGGUGUCUUUACGAUCACCAACGGAAUGUGUCUUGCGCUUGGCCUCAAUGCUAUCGACGCCUACUCGGGCGAGGAUUUGCCAGAACAACGCCUGAGAAUCGCUGGUAUGCUUCUCAACAAAGGCUUCAGCGGCGAAUUCGACCUCGCCGAUCUAUAA